UCAUUACCUUUCGGCCCUCCGUAGAGAUCGGUAGUUAUUCAGUUUCUUGGAAGCUCCAGAUCAAGAUGUUCAAAAUUAUUAGUGAAGCAACCAGAGGUAUCUCGGCGAAGAACCUUGAAACCGCCGGGAAGUUGGUGCGGCCUUUCUCAUCAUCGUCUAAUAAGGACCGUGGUUUGACCGACUUCAGCGGUAAGAAAGACUGCCAGCAGAAGGCCUGUGGCGAGCGCUCCACCAAGAUGCCCCCCAAGGAAGGACCAAAAUCGAGCUGUGACAAGCCCGUUAGUCCGAAAACGUGGCGCACCUGUCCGGAACCUCCGAGUCCCAAGGAGUUUUCUUGUGCCGACACAAUUCAACAGAAGGUUCCCCAAAGGAAAAAACGACAGGUUGCCUCCAGACCGUCUUGUGCCAAGCCGGCGCCCAGCCUUGCGGCUCCGGACUGCGUGAAAGUAAAGAAAGAACUGUGCCCCCGUGCGAUGCUGCCCGGGUGUGGAAAGGCCAAGAUCCCACCUCGCUGUGAUCCGAAGAAAGUGGUUCGUGAUUGUGUCAAGCUACAUUCGCCGGUGGCUUCAUUCUCGGAUUGCUACAAAAACCCAUUCCCUCCGCAACCCCGUUCGGAGUGCACGUGUCUAACAACUAGGAAAAUCUGUUCUUCGAAUUCCCGUGCAGAAGCCUAAACGACCACCACUAAGUUGAGAUCCUUUUCUUCUGAACAAAUGAAAUACAAAUCCUCUAACGUAACGGAAAUCUAUUUUUGAUAUUAUUCCUUUAGGAACCCGAACUAUUCGAAUGUCAUUCCAGAGCGAGAAUUCCUUUUCAGUAUCAAUACCCAUAAUCUUAUCGAUAUUCCCCAAAUUGUAGAUGUAGUUUUUUAAGGUUUGUGUUAUCAGAGCUAUGAAGCGGAGCAGUAAGUUUUAGAUUUUUGUAAUGUACAAAUAGCGAAACAAAUUUGGAAUGUUGCAUUUUUGAUACAAUACAAAUUCGAUGUAAUGCAUGA
Molecule: messenger RNA, 994 nt
Organism: Armigeres subalbatus
Lineage: Eukaryota; Metazoa; Arthropoda; Insecta; Diptera; Culicidae
Exons: 1
Coding region: 66-674 (202 amino acids)
Source: RefSeq, a predicted model, not a curated record